AUGACAUUGGCAACUUUCUUAAAGGUUAAUCCACCUAUGUUCAAGGGAACCACCAAUCCGACUGAAGUUGAUACUUGGUUUCAGGCCAUGGAGCGAGCACUGCAAGCGCAGUCGGUGCCUGAAGAGCAGCGUGUUGAAUUCGCUACCUAUCUGCUCACGGGGGAAGCAUUGCAUUGGUGGCAAGGGGCUCGACGUCUCCUGCAGCAGGGGAAUGAUCCUAUCACCUGGGGUACCUUCCAAGUGGAAUUUUAUAAGAAGUACUUUCCGAAUUCUGCUAGAACGGUCAAGGAACUUGAAUUACUGCAACUGAAGCAGGGUACAAUGUCCGUAGCUGAGUAUACGGAUAAAUUUGAGGGGUUAUUCAGGUAUUCUCGUAUGUGUCAAGGAACCCCGGGAGACUUCGAGGAAUGGAAGUGUAUUAAGUAUGAAGGAGGACUUCGAAGUGAAAUCCUGAGCUCCGUUGGACCGAUGGAGAUUAGGAUCUUCUCUGAACUUGUGAACAAGAGCCGUAUUGCUGAAGAAUGUGUGAGGAAGGUUGUUGAGGCAAAGAAUGACCGUCGGGAGUCCCACCGCUGUGGAAGUCAUCACCCAAAUAGGCCGUGCCGAUUGGGGUUAGGUGUAUGUUACAAGUGCGGGUUACCAGGGCAUGUAUCAAGAAAUUGCCAACAAGGAGAGAGUCAGGAUGCGGGUCGAUUGCGGCAGUAA
Arachis duranensis is the source of this 705-nucleotide messenger RNA. RefSeq lists its product as uncharacterized. The record is from RefSeq and is a predicted model, not a curated record. Gene Ontology annotation, molecular function: zinc ion binding; nucleic acid binding. Lineage: Eukaryota; Viridiplantae; Streptophyta; Magnoliopsida; Fabales; Fabaceae. Bases 1 to 705 code for a protein of 234 amino acids. The transcript has a single exon.